CGUUUCAAGUUGGUGGUUUGCGAAUUCUGCAAAAUGAAUUAUAUAAAGGCCUUGGCCCUUUUGUUGGCCUUUUUGGGCUCGCACAUCAUCCAAUCUGAGGCUGUCUGUGGCUAUGAAUCAUGUCCUGAAACCAAGUCCGAUAUGAUCAAUAUUCACUUGGUGCCCCACUCCCAUGACGAUUUGGGCUGGCUGAAAACGGUCGAUCAGUAUUAUUACGGAAAUAAGCAUAACAUUCAGCAUGCUGGGGUCCAGUAUAUAUUCGAUACUGUUGUGGCCGAACUGAGCAAGGACUCACGACGCCGCUUCAUUCAGGUGGAGACGGCUUUCUUUGCCAAGUGGUGGGAGGAUCAGUCGGAAACUAAGAAGCAACUGGUCAAGAAGCUGGUAAACGAAGGACGUCUCGAGUUCACGGGUGGCGCCUGGAGCAUGAACGACGAGGCUGCCGUAAAUUACCAGAGUGUGAUCGAUCAAUUUGCAGUUGGAUUGAAGUUUCUUAAUGACAACUUUGGGGUUUGUGGUCGUCCACGUGUCGGCUGGCAGAUCGAUGCUUUUGGUCACUCCAGGGAGCAGGCCUCAAUGUUUGCCCAAAUGGGUUUCGAUGGCCAGUUCUUUGCCCGCAUGGAUCAGAAUGACAAGAACAAGCGAGUGGAUAACCUGGGACUCGAAAUGAUUUGGGAUGCCAGCGAAACUCUUAAGGAAUUAGAUUUCUUCACUGGCAUGCUUUACAAUCACUACUCGGCACCGCCUGGCUUCUGUUUUGACUCCCUCUGCCAAGACGAUCCAAUCAUUGAUGGUCGGAGCUACGACAACAAUGUCCAGUCCAGGGUGGACGAUUUCAUCAACUAUGCCUCCAAUCUGGCUGGGUAUUAUCGCUCCAGUCACAUAAUGGUGCCCAUGGGCGAUGACUUCCAAUACGAAAAUGCCUACAUGAACUAUAAGAACAUGGACAAGCUGAUCAAGUAUGUCAACGAACGUCAGGCAAGUGGGUCCAAGUACAACAUCAUUUAUUCGACCGCAGGAUGUUAUCUGAAUUCCCUGCACAAGAGUCUUCAAAGCUGGCCAAACAAGACCCAGGACUUCCUGCCCCACUCCCAUGAGGCAAAGAGUUUCUGGACAGGCUUCUUCACCUCUCGACCCACCCAGAAGCGAUUUGAGCGCGAUGGCAACCACAUCCUCCAAGUGGCCAAACAAUUGAGUGUCCUUGCUGAGCUGUCCAGCGAAAAGCAGACUAAGGACUUGGAUUAUCUUCGCCAAAUUAUGGGUGUUAUGCAGCACCACGAUGCCAUCACUGGAACCGAGAAGCAGGAAGUGUCCAAUGACUACGAUCGCCUUUUAUAUGAUGCUAUCUUGGGAGGCGCCAACACAGCCAGUGAUGCCCUGCGAGUGCUUACCAAUCAGCCAAAUUGCGAGUUUGAAAGUUGUUUGAAAUUGAACAUAAGCGAGUGCGCCUUUACCAAGGAUAAUGCUGAUGACUUAAUGGUGACUUUGUACAAUCCAUUGGCUCACACUUCCACCCAGUAUGUGCGAGUGCCCGUGAAGAACGAGAACUACCAGGUGACCGAUGAGAAGGGCCGUGUGGUGGCUUCUGAACUGUUCCCAGUUCCCUGGCAGGUUCUGGCCCUAGAGUUCCGUAACAACGACACUCAGCAUGAGCUGGUCUUCAAGGCAACCGUUAACAAAAUCGCUAGCUACUAUAUCAAGAAAGUUGAUAAGGUGGAAGACAUUGAUUCUAUUCAGCCCACUCAAAUUAAACAGGCUUUCAACGAAGAGGAAUCUAAGUUAGAAGUGCCUAAAAGAUUCAAGAAGGUUCAUUCCCUGAAAACCGAUGCGCAGACAAGCGAUGAUGGAGAGACAGUUGUCCAGAAUUCGCUUAUAAAACUGAUAAUUGACAACAACACGGGCCGCUUGAAGACCGUUGAAAUGAAUGGAGUUUCCGAAAACAUUGAGCAGUCCUUUGGAAUGUACAAGACAGCUCGAUCCUGUCAUUACAUUUUCCGCCAGGAUUCAGACUUGGAAAUACUGGAAGAUGCUUUCGAUUUCACCGUAUACGAAGGUGACUCCGUCAAGGAAGUUCACCAACAGAUAAACGAAUGGAUCUCCCAAGUGAUCCGCAUCUACGAGGGUGUCAACCGAGUGGAACUCGAAUGGCUGGUGGGUCCUGUACCCAUAGACGACGAGCUGGGCAAGGAGAUCGUGACAGUCUUUAAGAGUGGAAUCGCCUCCGACGGAGUCUUCUAUACCGACUCAAAUGGUCGUGAAAUGAUCAAGAGAGAGAAGGAUAAGCGAGAGGACUUCAAUCCCGAUCUAAGUGAACAACCUGUGAGCGGAAACUAUUAUCCAGUAACCUCCAGGAUGGCUCUGCAGGAUGCUAACAAGCGAAUGGUCCUGCUCAAUGAUCGCUCCCAGGGAGGAGCCAGUUUGGAGGAUGGACGUUUGGAGAUGAUGCUGCACCGUCGUCACAUUUUCGCCGAUGGUUCUGGAGCUGCCGAGGCCAUCAAUGAGCAACAGUUCGGAAAGGGAUUGAUAGCCCGAGGAAAACUGUACCUCUCCCUCAACGCUGUCGAAGAUAAGGCCACAGCAUCCGAGCGAAAGGCUGAGAAGGAGAUUCACCUGCCCUUCUGGAAGUUCUUCAGCAAAACUAGCAACAUCCAAAAGGAAGUGACCAAAUCUUUGCCCGAUUUCAACGACUUCCCCCAGUCGGUUCAUCUUCUUACCCUGGAACCUUACUCCAAUGACGAAGUCCUUCUGCGUGUGGAGAACUUUUUGGAUCAAACCGAAGGCAAUGUGGUUAGUUUUAACAUUCGUCAGAUCUUCGAUGAUCUUGGUGGACUGGAGAUUCGUGAAACCACCUUGGAUGGUAAUCUCCCGCUGAGCGAUAUGAAGCGACUGAAGUUCCAUCAUGAUGGUUCCGGUCCUAAUCCCACAGCUCCGGAGUAUUUCACCAGCCUGCACAAGCCCUUGGCAGCUGACAAAUCCCAGGAUGCAUCUGACUUCAGUGUCACAUUAAAUCCCUUGCAAAUCCGAACUUUCAUCAUUAAGAAGGAGGUUGCUUAAGGUAAACAAAGCUGGAAAUUGUUUGAAAAUAAUCAAAUGGUACCCCUUAGUAUUGCCUAAAUAUAGUUUCUAUUUAUUGGGAGUAACUCUAAAAGCUUCCUGUGAUGGCCAAACAACCCAAAUAGACAAACCGCAAUGAUAAUUAAGAGUCGGAAAUGUCGAUUCGAGAUUAUCAGUAUCAGCCGCUCCGCAGGCUUCUCAUAUUUACCGCUUACAAUGCAGAUACAUUUACUGCAUUGGCUUCCACCAAUCCAGCAACCCAACCCUCCAUGAACCUCCUCACACCCAAAGAACAGCGAAACACCUCGAAAUCCCGGCCUGAGUCGGCAUAAGUCCUUUGGUUAUUUGGUGAACCCGUGGCUUCCACUCG
Molecule: messenger RNA, 3424 nt
Organism: Drosophila eugracilis
Lineage: Eukaryota; Metazoa; Arthropoda; Insecta; Diptera; Drosophilidae
Gene: LManIII
Product: lysosomal alpha-mannosidase
Exons: 5
Coding region: 34-3054 (1006 amino acids)
Biological process (GO): mannose metabolic process
Cellular component (GO): lysosome
Molecular function (GO): alpha-mannosidase activity; carbohydrate binding
Source: RefSeq, a predicted model, not a curated record